Molecule: messenger RNA, 1650 nt
Organism: Pichia membranifaciens NRRL Y-2026
Lineage: Eukaryota; Fungi; Ascomycota; Pichiomycetes; Pichiales; Pichiaceae
Exons: 1
Coding region: 104-1444 (446 amino acids)
Biological process (GO): aerobic respiration
Cellular component (GO): mitochondrion
Molecular function (GO): metalloendopeptidase activity; metal ion binding
Source: RefSeq, a predicted model, not a curated record
UUGUUGCGAAACAGUUGGACUCCUUACGUCCUUGCCCCGUCCUCUCGAGAAAGAAAGUCCUUCUGUGUCGUCCGUUAACUCACACAUCUAGUACACCAACAAAAUGCUUUCCAAGAGAUUAUUUUCCACCUCUUCCAGACAGUUAACCAAGGCUGCUGUGUCGAGACUGGGCAACGGUAUCACAGUCAUCACCAAGCCUACUGCUGGCGCCAAGGCCUCGGUCGGUCUGUACCUCAACUCUGGUUCCAGAGCAGAGAACCCAUACAACUCGGGUAUCUCCAGCUUGUUGGGUAACGUCGUCAGCUCCUCCAAGGCUGCCGCCGACGCCCUCAAGAACGAAGGUGUCAAGUACUACUCCUCCAACCAGAAGGAAGUCACCGGCUUGCUUGCCGCCUCCUACCCUAAGGGUAACGCUGCAGGUGCGUUGGCCUCCAUCAAGAACACCAUCUCGCAACUGAACGCCAUUGUCAGCGAAGACGUGAGAGUCGCCGACCAGAAGGAGAAGUCCAUAGCCGUCACCGAGGCGUUCGAAAACUCGCCAAAGGACAUGGUCAUCGAACACAUGAUCGGCACUGCUUUCCAGGGCACCUCCUUGGCUUUGCCAAAGUACGGUAAGGCUGAAUCACUAGAAAUCUUGGAAUCAGAAGACCUCAAGAACUACUUGGCAUCCAACUUCGUCUCCUCCAACCUGGCUGUUGUUGCCGUCGGCGCAGAGAUCGACCACGACGCCCUCAUCAAGUUUGCCUCCGAACUCCCAGUGCCAACCGGCGCCAAGACAGCUUUCGAACCAGCCUCCUUCUUGGGUUCCGACAUCAGAUUGAGAGAUGAUAACUUACCACAAGCACAUGCCGCCAUCUCCGUCUUGACCCCUGGCUCCAAGGACUCCGCUGCCCACUACACAGGUUUGGUUGCUGCCCAAAUCAACGGCUCCUAUGAAGGUGCCAACUCCCCUUACAGUCACUUUGUUGGUUCCACCUUAGCACAAUUCCUUGAAGAAAACCACCUGAUCGACUCCUUCGACCACUUCCAAUUUGCAUACUCCGAUGUCGGUUUAUGGGGUGGUUACUUCGCCUCCCACAACGUCGGUAACUACGACGAAACCAUCCACUUUGCCUUGAAGAACUGGAACAGAUUCUCUACUGGUACCGUCAAUGAUAUCGAAAUCGCAAAGGCCAAGGCUGAGUUGAAGUUGAGAUUGUUAACUCCACCAGAAUGUCCUGUCCAACUCGCUGAAAAGUUGGCCACCGAAGCCUUCUUGUUGGGUUACGUUCCUUCCGAACAAGAAAUUGCAGCUAACGUCGACGCUGUCACCUCUUCCUCUAUCACCGGCUGGGCUCAGAAAUACUUAUUUGACCAAGAUAUUGCUAUUGCUGGUAACGGUCAAAUUGAGGCUUUGUUCGACUACAACAGAAUCAGAAACGACAUGUCCUUGUUGAGAUGGUGAUCAGUUUAAAUAUACAGACUAUACUUGAUAUUAAUUUAAAUGAUGAUACGAUGAAAACCCAUUUUCCCAACAAUAUUUAUACAAAAAUAACCUUCAAAAAACCAUUCAGUGAAUUUAACGCUUUUUUUUUCACAAAAGAAAAACAUCAAUUUCCAUUCUUCAUAUAAAGUACUCGGCUUCAUUAUCCGUUUAUCUCUUUUUACUCC